GCCCUGCCCUGUCCCCGCUCCAGCCCUUGCACAACGCGCUCUCCCCAGACGCAGCCGGCACCGGGUGUCCCGAAGGUGUCCCGCUGUCCCAAAGGUGUCCCGGUGCUCUCCCGGGCCAGCCCCGUGUCUGGGGACAGCCGCGCAUGGAGGGGCCGCUGCCCGGGGGCCCUACAGCAGCCGAGCAGCUCCCGCGGCCACCACAGCAGGGAUGUCGGAGACCUCCUCCAGCAAGGACGGAGCCCCGGCCGAGUGCCCCGUGUGCUACGAGAAGUUCCAGCCCCUGGAGGCCACGCACCGGCGGCUCAGCUGCGGCCACACCUUCUGCCACGACUGCCUGGUGAAGUGCCUGCUCUCGGCCAAGCUGGACGGGCACAUCCAGAGCAGCAUCAUCUGCCCCGUGUGCCGCUACGUCACCUUUCUCAGCAAGAAGAAGGCUCUGUGGCCGCCCAGGGCGGGCACCAACCCCCGCGCGCUGGAGAUGCCUCUGUCGCCGUCCUCCUUGUCCCAGCUGGCCAAAAGUGAGGCCAGCAACACGCUGGUGGUGCCCAGUCACUUUGUGAUGCCGGUGCAGAGCCUGGAGCGGUGCUCGGCGGGCCCGCAGGGGCUCCCGGGGGUGCUGGCACGGGAAGCUCACAUCUUCGUCAUCAGCGACCACGGGAUGCCGCUGGUGGCCGCGGACUGCGGCUCCCUGGGCGGGAGGAGCAGGGCGGACACGGCCAGCUCGGUGUCGUCCAGCCCGGCCCUGGGGCUGAAGUGCUGCCAGUCGCCCAUGGCCCUGGCCGUGAUGCUCGUCCUGACCGUGGCCAUGCUGGCGGCCGUGCUGCCGUGGCUGCUGCUGGUCAAGAGGGACUUGUAGCAGGGAUGGGAUCAGCUGGGACACCAAGGUGGUGUCACUGGUGCUAGGAUGGAGCUGGGGCUGGAGCCUCUCUCUAAAGGCUCCUGGAGAAAGCCCAGAAGCAGCUUCAGGUGAAGCUCUCUCAUCUGAACGGACUUUCAGACCUUCCUGCAGCUCUCCGGGUGCUCACGGUGUCACUGGUGGCAUUUUCUGUCCCUUUUUGUUGAAAUAUGGCAGGACACACCCUGCUCGUGGCUUCCUGCAGGGUCUCGGUGGAGAGGAUCCUCCUGCACCCUGUGACAGCCCCUGCAGGGCCCGAGGGGGCCGGGCUGGUCCUGCCCAGCUCCUCCCCAGCUCCGGGCAGGCUGCGACUGGCAUCAAGCACAGCCAAGGGCUCUGUGCACCAGAGGGUGAGGGCUGCCAGGCUGUGGGGCUGCUGGAGGCCCCCAGGCUCCCAGGAUGUUUGGAUCAUUGUGAUGCAGCCAGCCUGGAGCAGAAACUCACGGCUUCCAUCCCAGGGAUGGAUGAAGCAGAGCCUGCAGCUGCCGGGCACGAGGGCAGUGAAACCGGAGGACGGAGAGAGUGAUGCUGGCCCUGCUGAGCUCACCCUCCCCUGUGCCAGCCUCCCUGCAGUGCCAUGGCACGGGAAGGGAGGCCAGCUCAUCCCGCAGGCAGUCCCAGCCGUGCCCUCCCUCACCUCUCUCUGAGCUCCCCAGGGUCGUGGCCGUCCUCCUAUUGUCACAGCGUCCCUCCUGCCCUGGUGAGCCGGGGACAGGGGGUGGGGUGGAGGGUAGGGAGUAAACCCAAGUUCUGACCACCAUAAGGAGGCAGAUUUGGGAUCCCACCCUGCUGUCCUUGCCAGAGCCCCGUGGCAGAGUGACAUUUCCUUGUCCCUGUAUCCCACUCCUGAGGUCUCACACCCAAGGACCCAUUUUCACCUGUGCCAAACAGGCUGGGCACUGCUCAGCCCCCCAAACCUCCUGGCUUUGCCCUCUUGGGACUGGUCCCACCUGAGGGGACCCCAGGGUCAGCCCCCAGCCCAGGGCCCCCCUUUGGGAGGGCAGUGGGCAGCAGGGAGGCACAGCUGGGAUUUGGGA
Messenger RNA from Corvus hawaiiensis (hawaiian crow), 1932 nucleotides. It is a transcript of the gene RNF222, whose product is annotated as ring finger protein 222. NCBI's taxonomy places the organism in Eukaryota, Metazoa, Chordata, Aves, Passeriformes, Corvidae. The transcript has 2 exons. The record is from RefSeq and is a predicted model, not a curated record. Bases 209 to 856 code for a protein of 215 amino acids.